This is a messenger RNA of Aspergillus tanneri, 933 nucleotides long. RefSeq names its product bifunctional triacylglycerol lipase/ester hydrolase. The coding region runs from base 1 to 933 and encodes 310 amino acids. NCBI's taxonomy places the organism in Eukaryota, Fungi, Ascomycota, Eurotiomycetes, Eurotiales, Aspergillaceae. The record is from RefSeq and is a predicted model, not a curated record. The transcript has 6 exons. Gene Ontology annotation, cellular component: lipid droplet. Gene Ontology annotation, molecular function: lipase activity. Gene Ontology annotation, biological process: lipid storage.
AUGAACGGCCAGGUCUGGACCGAGGCACUUCCGCUCUGUGGAGUGCGUGUCCAGACGACUCAACAGGAGAAGAAGUAUUCGUUCCAGGUCUACGGACAUAGUCUUGCUGGGUUCGAACUUCCCGAGCCAACUCAACAGGCAGAAGACGUCGAGUCUCACUCUCAUUACUAUGACCUCGAAGAGCAGAUUAGCUUUGUCCAGGGCAAACUCAAUGGAUUCUUAUCUGAAUAUACGGGGAGUAUUGAGAGGACUUCGGGAGCUGAGCCCGUUGCAACUCCAAAGGUCAUCCUCAUCGGCCACUCUGUCGGCGCUUAUAUCGCCAUGGAAGUCCUCAGACGACACCGCGAGAACUCAAUGAACGGUGAUCGUCCCGUUGAAUUUGAUAUUGUCGGUGGAGUUAUGCUAUUCCCUACUGUUGUGGAUAUCGCAAAGUCUCCAUCCGGUCAGAAGUUGACCCGCCUGAUAUCACUCAUCCCCCAACUGGCCAUAGUGGCUGGUGUCCUGGUUCGCAUUCUCACGACUCUUCUGCCGACCGUGCUCCUACAACGUUUGAUCAAGCUUAAUAUGGCAUCCGCACCUGCCAGCAUGGUUGAUACUACGGCUGCAUUUCUGAAGAGUCAGCGCGGUGUACGACAGGCAUUACACAUGGCUGCCGAUGAAAUGCAAACAAUCACAUCGGAUCAAUGGAGCGAUGACGUCUGGGGAAUCUCCACCACCAAAGACCCGGUCACAAGAUUAUUCUUUUACUUCGGUCGCAAUGACCACUGGGUUGCGGAACACACAAGAGAUGCGAUCAUUGAGCACCGGGGACGUGUCCGGGGGGGGCCAGAAAUGAUUAUUUGCGAGGAUGGACUACCACAUGCUUUUUGUAUUCGACACAGUGAUAUUGUGGCUACGAAAGUGGCGGAUAUGGUCAUGGAUAUAAUGAACUAG